Ricinus communis (castor bean) is the source of this 1990-nucleotide messenger RNA. RefSeq names its product squamosa promoter-binding-like protein 8. The record is from RefSeq and is a predicted model, not a curated record. Gene Ontology annotation, molecular function: DNA binding. Bases 648 to 1556 code for a protein of 302 amino acids. Gene Ontology annotation, cellular component: nucleus. The transcript has 4 exons. NCBI's taxonomy places the organism in Eukaryota, Viridiplantae, Streptophyta, Magnoliopsida, Malpighiales, Euphorbiaceae.
GAGAGAAAAAGUGGCAAAAAAAAAGAAGGAAAAAGACUCACUCUACAGUCUACUCUUCCUUCCUUCCUUCCUUCCCACCCCACUUUCUUUACCUAUAUUAUCCGCUUUGCUUCUUUACACAGAAAUCCAUAGCAGUGGCUUCACCUACAAUUAUGUAACUAUCAGAUGGGUAAAAUAGUAGUUUCGGUAUUUACACACAUACAGAGAACUAGUCACCUCUCUCUCUAUCUGCACAAGCCGCCUCAUAACUCAGUUGCUUCUCUGUCUUAGACUCGCUAGAGAGAAGCAGACAGUAGUCUACUGAAAAAGGUGUGGCUUUUUUUUUUAAUUUUUUUUCUUGAGACAGAAGAGAGGAGCCUAGCUCCAAGCUUUAAAGAUAUAGACUCAGAAGCUAAAUAAAGAAAGAAAGGAAGAAAGAGAAGGUUAUAGACAGUGAGAGAGAAAGGAGGACUCAAUGUGCACGCCAUUACAGAAGAGAGAAAGCAACAGUUGAAAGUCUGCAAAUGGCAAGUUAGGGUUUUUGAAAUUCACAAAUUUCUCUCCUCUCCUUCUUCUACUCUUCACUGAGUUCCACACUGCUGCUUAGACUACAGAUUAUUAAAAGCUAGCUACUUUCUUCACUCACCGGUUAUAAAGCUAAAAAGAAAAUGUUGGAGUACGAAUGGGGAAAUCCAUCAACAAUUAUGCUUACAGGCGAGGAACAAAGUCAAGACCCAGACCAGAACCGUCAAAUUUUCGAUCAUUACACUGCUCAAUCCUUCAAUGAUAAUCUCCUUGCCCAACCUGCUGCUUCCUUAUUCCACCAUCCAAACCCACAUCAAGUCAACUCUCUUUAUGACCCACGCGCCUCCUCUUACACAGCCCCCCACCAUCCUUCUCUCCUUUCCCUAGACCCUAUCCCAACUCAUACUGCACCCUGUCCUUCUUAUUUUCUUGUCCCAAAGACCGAACAAGUUACUCGACCUCAAGAUUAUACCUCAAGAAUUGGACUCAAUUUAGGUGGUAGGACCUACUUCUCUUCUGCUGAGGAUGAUUUUGUGAACCGCCUUUAUCGCCGAUCCAGGCCUGUCGAAUCGGGUUCUUCCAACGCACCUAGGUGUCAAGCUGAAGGGUGCAAUGCUGAUCUUACCCAUGCUAAGCACUAUCAUAGACGCCACAAGGUCUGCGAGUUUCACUCUAAAGCUUCGACUGUUAUCGCGGCUGGGUUGACUCAGCGAUUCUGCCAGCAGUGUAGCAGAUUUCAUCUUCUUUCAGAAUUUGACAACGGAAAGCGCAGUUGCCGAAAGAGGUUAGCUGAUCACAAUCGCCGCCGGCGAAAAUCACACCAGAUUAAUCAUGACGCCAACAAGUCACAUCCUGAAACUGCAACCAACUCUUCUUCUGAAAAUCUCCCAAGGUCCCCACAGGACUCCGGGACUCAUAACUCCUCCUCGUCAGUGACAGUGGCAGUAUCACCGCCACGAAUGUUUUUGGAUUGUUUCAGGCAAAGACCAUAUCAAGCAACAGCAUCUUCUUCUUCAGCAUCAUCGAGCUCACUGUUUUUCUCAAGUGGGUAAUGUCACUGAAAGAAAAAAAAAAAAAAAAAGAUCAAGAAACCGCAUUUAAUUAGCAGUAACAUAGUGUUACGUCUAAUUUUCUUUUACUUCUUCGGUUACUCUUUUUUUUUUCUUUCCCCUUCUUAUAUUUCAAUGUUUACUCUUGAAAUUGAUGUUUAUAACAUCAAAUGGAUUAUCAACUAAUAUAAUUAUAUAUAAAUAUAUAUUUUUUUACCCUGCUUGGAAAGAAGUUAGUAUGCAAAUUAUUGAGUUUAAUUUGUAUUUUAUUAUUUUGAUAAUGAUUACAGUACAGCAAGGUUUAUGAUAUACAACAUUGAAAAUAAAAUAGAAAAAGAAUUUGGAGUUUUCCAAAGGAAGUGACUGUUGGGGUUCAGAGAUAGGUGUGAUAAGCACGGGAGUGCAGGAUUACUAUCAUUUAGAGCAAUAUUGCAUUA